Messenger RNA from Drosophila simulans, 738 nucleotides. RefSeq lists its product as uncharacterized. The transcript is spliced from 4 exons. Bases 111 to 713 code for a protein of 200 amino acids. Lineage: Eukaryota; Metazoa; Arthropoda; Insecta; Diptera; Drosophilidae. The record is from RefSeq and is a predicted model, not a curated record.
UCAUAUCAUAUAGGGGUUGGUAUUCACAAGCUAUCUGUAAAUGGUCACAUAUGUUUUCGGUCGCCAAGUUAUGCUUGUAAUUAUUAUAUUGCCAGGAUAGUGUGAAAAGUAUGAAUAAUAUUGAAGAGGACACCGAGGCGGCCUUCAAACGGCUCCAGGCCGUCAUUCCCCAGGUGAAGCAGGCCUACGAGGAAGCCAUUGGACAGAUCUUCUCGGAUUUAAACUCCUCAGAUCUUGAGUCGUGUGCCUCCAUCCUCGAGGAACACGAAUCCACAAGCCUGGACACCGAGCAAAUAGUCAGCAGCACCCGGCGGCUCAUGACCAAGAUCGUCCUCGAUGUGAACCAGUGCUUCUUCUCCGGCAACGACGUGGAGACCAAGCUGACGACGCUGGAAAUGCUCAAGGAGCAGUUUGCCGCCCACGAGGGCAAGAACUGGAACUUCAACAGUCUGUCCCCUGAGGAACUCACUCGCCCGCUGCGCAUGCACAACUUGAAUCUAAGCAUCGCAUUCAUGGAGCAACAGCUUAAGAUACAGGAAAAGGAACUCGAGAUUGCUAUGGCCAAAAGCAUUAAAAAUCGACAGCUUAUACAUGAUGUCCACGCUGAACGGUUGAAAGUGGGAUGUAUGAUGAAGCAGCAGAUGGCAGAGUAUCAGGCCAUAAAGCCACAACUAAUGGAAAUGGAACGGCUAAUAAAUGAUUCAUAUUUGUAGGAAGAAAUGUAAUUUUAUAAAAGAA